Messenger RNA from Microthlaspi erraticum, 297 nucleotides. The record is from the annotation of a GenBank genome assembly. NCBI's taxonomy places the organism in Eukaryota, Viridiplantae, Streptophyta, Magnoliopsida, Brassicales, Brassicaceae.
AUGAAACUCUCAACUUAUACCAUUCUCACCGUUCUCUUCAUUUCGAUAGUUUUUGAUAAAGUUCAACUCACUGAGGCAAGACAGUUGCGGAAAGCCGACGGUCAAGAGCAUGAUCAUGAUCACUUCACCGCCGGUUACACUGAUGAUUUCGGGCCUACUUCUCCGGGUAACAGUCCGGGCAUUGGCCAUAAGAUGAAGGAGAGUGAAAAUGUUGACGGGUUUAAAGAUGAGUUCAAGCCUACGACACCAGGUCAUAGUCCCGGCGUUGGACAUGCUGUCAAGAACAACGAGCCUUAG